AUGAGCUCAUCAUGCCAGAAACGGUUGUAUAAAGAGUACCAACAACUGACCCUUGAACCACCUGCUGGCGUACACGUGACAGAUGACUCGACGCAAGAUUUGCGACUUUGGACAGUUCAUGUUGAUGGUGCACCAAAUACGCUUUAUGCUGGGGAACAAUUCACUUUAAGAUUUCGUUUUCCUGAUGAAUAUCCAUUUUCAUCCCCUGAGGUUAUUUUUGUUGGAGAUAACAUCCCUGUUCAUCCACAUGUGUACUCGAAUGGACAUAUUUGCUUAUCAAUUCUAAGCGAUGAUUGGACUCCAGCACUUUCUGUCCAAGCCGUUUGUCUCUCCGUGCUUUCCAUGCUUUCAUCAUGUAAGGAGAAAAAACGACCACCAGAUAAUGCUAUAUAUGUUCGCACUUGUAGUAAAAGUCCAAGUAACACGCGGUGGUGGUUUCAUGGUAUGUUUUUUUACUUUGUCCAGAAAAUUUUCUUUCUGCGGAAAAUCUUUAAAUCAUUUUCUUAUUAG
Messenger RNA from Thelazia callipaeda (thelaziosis nematode), 510 nucleotides. NCBI's taxonomy places the organism in Eukaryota, Metazoa, Nematoda, Chromadorea, Rhabditida, Thelaziidae. The record is from the annotation of a GenBank genome assembly.